Molecule: messenger RNA, 1496 nt
Organism: Synchiropus splendidus (mandarinfish)
Lineage: Eukaryota; Metazoa; Chordata; Actinopteri; Syngnathiformes; Callionymidae
Gene: pofut1
Product: protein O-fucosyltransferase 1
Exons: 7
Coding region: 3-1196 (397 amino acids)
Biological process (GO): Notch signaling pathway; regulation of Notch signaling pathway; protein O-linked glycosylation via fucose
Cellular component (GO): endoplasmic reticulum
Molecular function (GO): peptide-O-fucosyltransferase activity
Source: RefSeq, a predicted model, not a curated record
UCAUGACAAUGGCGGUUAAACAUAAAGUCUUGCACACUCUUACAUACACACUUGUUCUUUACUCGUUGAUCUCUCGGAGCUGCUGGGCGGCCGCAGAGGAAGUGCAGUGGGAUGCGAACGGCUACGUGCUGUACUGUCCGUGCAUGGGUCGCUUUGGCAAUCAGGCAGACCACUUCCUCGGGUCCUUGGCUUUUGCAAAAAUGUUGAACAGAACUCUUGCAGUUCCACCAUGGAUUGUGUACCGUCAUCAUUCCCCACCGUACACCAACGUGCAUGUCCCCUACAGCGAGUUCUUCCAGCUGGAUGCCCUGUCUGCCUUCCACCGAGUGCUCAGUCUGGAGGACUUCAUGCAGAAGCUUGCUCCAAAGCACUGGCCGGCUGGACUGAGAAAUGCCUACUGCUUUGAGACGGCGGCUCAGAGAAGUCCGGACAAGAAGUCCUGCCCCAUGAAGGAUGGAAACCCAUUUGGACCAUUCUGGGACUAUGUCGGUGUUGAAUUUGACAAGUCAGUGUUGUUUGGUGGAAUCUCCUUCAGUGGUUAUCAUCAGACUCAGUGGCUCAGGAAGUUUCCUGCAUCGGAGCACCCGGUCCUGGCUCUGCCUGGUGCACCGGCCCAGUUUCCAGUUUUGGAGGAGCAUGUUGCCUUGCAGCGAUUCAUUGUGUGGUCAGACAAGAUGGUGGAGGAGGGGAACAAGCACAUCAACUCGAAGCUGACAAGACCCUAUGUUGGGAUUCACCUGCGGAUCGGCAUUGACUGGCAAAAUGCCUGUAAGCUGUUGGAGAGUGGUGACACGGGCUCCCACUUCAUGGCCUCGCCCCAGUGUGUGGGCUACAAUCGCCAGUCUGCUCUUCCUCUCACCAUGAACAUGUGCCUCCCGAACCUGCAGGAAAUCCGCAGGGCUGUGAAGCUGUGGGUGACCAAGACCUCUGCCCGCUCUGUCUACAUCGCCACAGACUCAGAGUCCCACAGUAGGGACCUUGAGAAACUCUUCAAGGGAAAGGUUAAAGUCGUGAGUCUUCAGCCCGAUUCUGCCCAAGUGGACCUGUACAUCUUAGGACAAGCAGAUCACUUCAUAGGCAACUGUGUCUCUUCCUUUUCUGCCUUUGUUAAGAGAGAGCGAGACGUCCACGGGCGACCGUCCUCCUUUUUUGGCAUGGACCAGCCGGGUCAGUCCAAUCCCAAAGAAGAACUCUGAGUGUCUUAGGAUCCCACUUGCGUCCCACACACUGGACUAGCAUCAGAAGGACAGUUAGAAGCUGAAAGACACUGAGGUUUAGUCAGAUUGGAGAUGUUUUGUCGUGCCCAUGGACUGCGCCACAUCAGGUGUUGAAGUGAAGAGUUGUUUCAGACCAAACCACUCAUUUCUUCUCUUCCAAUUCCACCAACACCAGAAGGAUUCCUGGUUAAUAGACACAAGUGUUAAGCUGUGUAGCCACUGUUAAGAAAUGAUUUGCACAACCGAGAUGUAAUCGAGAUUUACAGUGUACGUUUUUAC